Molecule: messenger RNA, 438 nt
Organism: Aaosphaeria arxii CBS 175.79
Lineage: Eukaryota; Fungi; Ascomycota; Dothideomycetes; Pleosporales
Exons: 5
Coding region: 1-438 (145 amino acids)
Source: RefSeq, a predicted model, not a curated record
AUGGCUGCUCGAAUUUUUGGAACUGCGUUUGAAGUUGGCAUUGAGAGAAAAGAUACCUUCCAGGUUACGACUACAAAGAAAUCCAGCGUAGUGAGAGUCCAACAAUUCAAAAAUCCAACGGACGAGCCUAAGGUUAUACCUCUUGAUGCUAAUGGCCAUGAUGCUCGCAGUUCUAUAGAUGAAGGUAGUAUCAUAUUCUACUAUGACAUGAGGCAAUGGGCACCGUUGCCGGAUACGAGCAAGUAUUUUAGUACAACAUCUUUUAUGGAAGGCACCUUGACACAAGAAUUUUACCAUGGUUGUCUAGAGGACACUGGAAAGCUAACCGAUUUCGCGAGUCCUCCUAGAGAAAAUCAUUACGUAGGAGUACAAAUUUGUCCUGAAUGCGUAGCAGAUGCUGAUCAUGAUCGAUGCAUAGAGAUUCUUGAGAUUUCUUGA